Portunus trituberculatus (swimming crab) is the source of this 3100-nucleotide messenger RNA. RefSeq lists its product as uncharacterized. The transcript is spliced from 10 exons. The coding region runs from base 1302 to 2702 and encodes 466 amino acids. The record is from RefSeq and is a predicted model, not a curated record. Lineage: Eukaryota; Metazoa; Arthropoda; Malacostraca; Decapoda; Portunidae.
GUUCAGCUGCUGGCUGAAGUGGGUGUACGGUCCAGCUCUUUGAAUAUUUUCUAAUAUCUGUCUCCACAUUAUACUGACAACUGUGGACUUCAGUACUUAUAUUCGUUCCCUAAUAGUUAACGUGGGAAAGUAAACGAAGAACUGUCAAGCCUCAGAUCAGGCGAAGUGUGGUGGUUGUUACUUGUGGUGCGGGAGCCGCCGUGCUUGCUUGGCCCACAGUGCAGUGAAUCAAGAUAAUGUGACCGAGACAUUCCGAGAAGACGUAGACGGGCAUGCCACGGAGCAGGAAAAGGUUCUCUUUGGAAAGCGAGGAUGUCGCCGCCGCUGCCGCCGUCAUCACCACUUGGAGGACAUAGGGCGUGAAAGGACGCCCUAAGAAAGUGCACGGGACAAGCACGCAUAGGAUGUCCUUGUCGAGAAUGUUGAAAUGCUUACUAGCUGUCUGUGACCGAGAUAUUUUGCCUCAAGCUAGCUUUGAGACGAAAUAAGUUACUUGUGAGGUUAUUAUAAUUAAAAGUUUCUCAUUGACGGCUGGCGACAUAUCCCCGCAAGGUAUGGUGGCUGUCAGACACGGCCACACCACCCGCCACAGGAGCCGAGGCCUCACCUAAAAAAAAAACUAAUAAAUAAAUAAAAAGAUAAAGUCAAGACUGACAACACCAGCAACAACAAAAAUAUUAAUUUGAAACCACUUGCACGUUCCGCAGGAAGAGAGGGAGAGUGAGGCAAAAAAGAUCAAUACUUGAGUCCACAUCAAGGAGGUGCCACUGCAAAGGCAGGACUUCCUAGAUACAUAUCAACAUCCCUAUCUUGCUCAUUACUUCAGACAUAUCACCGGGGAAGUGCCCAUGUUAAGCCUGAACAUUUUCCCAAUAGAAAAGGAAAAAUAACACCUGAAGGGAACACACCGCAACAAUAACUCGCAAUGUGUACUCCUGCACCUCCUUGGCGAGCUUGAUGGAGUGAGUCAGAGGGUUUGUGCUGGCGUGUGACAGGACGGGAAUACAACACACAUUCACACCAUGACAAGAGUUCACAGGAGACCGCCGUGCCUUAGAUACGAGUGAAACAAGGACAGGCACAAGCCCUCCCUUGGCCCCAAUAGACACUCGUGCAUUGUUCGAGUGUUUGCAUGACUUUUUCCCAACCGUGGCGUGCCUGGGCGGGGUGUUGCCAUGGUGUGAAGUGCAGUAGACAACGAAACUCGGCCCGUCCCACCUUCACUUCCCCCCUGACCCUCAUUCCUACUCACGCAAGGGAUAAGCAAGAACUACACACACCACCCCACACAAAGAAAUAACAUGUGGGUGGCUCAGAACACUCCUGAACUCCAGGCACCCAUGUUGUCAGGCAGUGAGGAGGAGCAGUCCACGCGCCGCCCCUUCGAGUUCCUGACUAACAUCUUCAAGCGACGACGGGAACACGACUGCGAGACUGAGACCGAGGACGAGGCCAGCCGGCCCCCAGAUAUCACACUCCACGGUCCAAACGACAGCGGUCCGGGCUGGGCCGGGGACGACAUGGUCUCCCCCCCAAGGAGAACCCCUGCGGCGGGUUGCCUGGAGGCCUCAGUGACGUCAUUAGAGGAGGGUGGAGGAGCGACAGCAGGACCCGUGCACCACACUCCUGUCAAGUCCCGCGACAUAGGGAUUGACAUGGAAGCCAUCAGACUGUCCCGUCAGGACAAUCCUUACCUGCAGAGGGUGGCGGAAUCCCAGACCACGCUUACGGAGGAGGAGGAGGCGGCGGAGGACGUAGGCGGCAGCCAGCAGGAAGACCGUGCCCACCUCGUUACGCAGGCCAGCCAGGAGGGAGUGCUCUCACUCUCCGAGGUUCAUGAACACCUCAUACGGUCCCCCCCUCCCACCACACUGCCCAGGACUCUCCCCAAGAGUGUGUUUGUCUUCCCGGCCUCAAAGGGCGGCGAUGGAACCAACGCCCAGAGUGAAACAUCAGCAGCACCAGCAACAGGGCCGGGCCGUCCCUCGCAGGUGCUGAAGCCCGUGGUAGCGCGCCAGCAUGAGGACGUCUUGGACAACCACCUGCGACAGAUCCUGCACACACAGCGGCAGCUGGCUGUGGCCAGGGGGCGUCCAGGUGAGAGUGGUGGCGUAGGUUGUUCCAGCGUCCCUGCCUCCCCCGCCCACAGCCGCGCCCUCACCAGACGCUCCCCACACGCCCGCACCCACUCGGAAGAAGCCUCUGUGGUUCAGAAUGCCGGAGGUUCGUCUGAAGCGUCGCCUGUGAUGGGCUUGGGGGUGGGAGGGAGUGGCGGCAUGAGUGUGUCCGCGCCCGGCAUGGGGACGUUGGGCACUGGAAGCCUCAGCGGCCUGGCGCCCGUCAUGCCGCCGGGCAGACGGCAGCACUCUUCCAACGACCUGCUCCUCAACCCCGCCAACCCUCCCAUCAGCAACUCACCCACGCCCUCGCCACCCGUCCUCAAACCAAUAUCAUCUAAAACCAAAAAAGGCUUGGCCACGGCCACACACCAUCCCAUUCCUGGUUUAGCCCCGGGAGGACACAUCCCCAUGAGGGCGCGCCACCUCUACGUAUCGGGCCGCCUGGUAUUGCUCGACCCCGCGUGUAGGUGGCUCAGGAGCGGCGUCUGUCCCGAGGGAGCCUCCAGCAGCGCGGCACUUCGCCUGCCUAUCCGCUACCCGCACCAGCCGGCGACCUCCUCCACCCUCAUCGACAUCACCUGAAUACUGCCACUGUGCCACGCAUGCUGCUCACCCCUUUGCCUUUUAGAACCGUUAGCAACAUUUUUUUAUUACACCUUCAGGUAGCCAUAUCACAUAACUGGUUGUUCUUUAAAUAUUAGUUUACUUUUUCUUUACUUCCCAACUUUUGGUACUCAGUUCAUCGGUAACGACUAGCUAACGACUAACUUCUAUUGUUGUUGAAAUGAAAUCUCGCCCAAUCAGCACCUUGCCAAGCAGAUCUCGAGGAGCGUGAUUUCAAAGUGGUAUAUAUUAUCAUUUUUCUUGCAAUUGCGGGCGUUCUUACAUCAUUGUUGACAGAAUGAUUAACACGGAUACAAUGAAGCAGUAUAGAGGACACCUUAUACCAUAUUGAUAUAUUUAUUUAUUUAUUCAUUUAU